UGGUGCUACUGUGGAGGGCUUGUUGUUUGGUCCACUGCUUAACGUUGUGUUCUUUAGCAGUAUAUUCCAUGAAUGUCUCUGAGAAAUGCACGCAGGACACCAGGACUUUUCUCUCAGAGCUAAACAAGGACCUGCCCAGUGAAUAUGCUGCUUUAAUGUAUGAUGCCUUUGGGAAGAUGGGUAGUGAUGUGUUGGGGGGCAAUGUGAACAGGCCUGGGUCUCUCCAGGAGUGUCUGUCUGUCCAGGGACCCUCCUUUACUGGACAGUACUGCCAGGUCUUCCUCAAACAAGACCCAAUCCAGUACUUUGUUGGAAUUUGUGUUCCUGAUACCUGUGUGGAAGAAGAGGUUCAGACACUAGUUGUUUACGAGACCUUCCAGCAGGCCAGGACCUCCCUGAUCCCUCCAGUACCGUCCACCCUACUGGCCCAGUCCACUCAGGGCCUGUUCAUGACCCAGUGUCUGUCCCGUACUAGUGCUCCAGACCUGUCUGUUGUCACCUGCCUGUUUGUGUGUUGUGCGUUGGUGGCCGUCCCCUUGACUGCAACCCUGUUCGUGGCCAUAGUGAGAUGGCAGAGAAACAGAGAGGUCGGCCCUGGAGUGGAGUCUUGUUCUCUGAAAACCAGGGACCCAAACCUCUACGGGACGCUGAUGUCUAAUGGCACGUCCAGUGUUAGAGCCAGUAACAACAGCUGCUCUGGACAACUGGACAGCCAGAUGGAGCACUACACAGAGGAGGAAGUAGAGGAGGAGGAAGUGGAGGAGGAGGAGGGCAGUAAGAAGAGUUGUAUGUACUCCUGGCUCCAGACCUUCUCCUUCCAGGCCUGUAGCCAGGAGGUCCUCUCUACAGCUAGCCCAGGUGGAGGCUACUCCUCCCUGAAUGGAAUCCGCAUCUUUAGCCUUCUAUGGAUAAUCUGUGGACACACUGUCCAGCUCAGCGCCUGGAACAACCUAGAUAAUGAAAAGAGAUGGAAAGGGACAGUGGAGAAAAACCCUCUGCAUGUGUUUGCCUUCAGUGGACCUGUUUAUCUGGCUGUGGAUACCUUUCUGCUCCUCGGAGGUCUUUUGAGUGCAAGGUCCCUGCUGGGGUCCAUUCAGAGAGCGGAGGACAAACUGAGUCCAGGUCUGGUGGCCAACUUCCUCUUCAAGAGGUUUAAAAGAGUCCAGCCGCUGCACCUCUUCAUCGUGUGUCUCGCUAUCGGCCUCUUCUCCGUGGUCCAGAGAGGUGCAUUCUGGUUCAUCGCCGAGGAUGAGAUCAUCAACUGUAAAAAGUACUGGUGGUCCAACCUGCUACUGGUCAACAACCUCUUCACCAUCACUGACAUAUGUGCUCCAUGGACCUGGUAUCUGUCCCUGGAUUUCCAGUUCUAUGCAACAACCCCCCUGCUCAUCUACCUCUAUAGGCUGAACAAAGGUGUUCUGGUUGGUGUGGCUUCAGCUCUGCUGUUUCUGUCCAGUUUGACUAGCGCUGUUCUCACUGCCCUACUGCACCUACCAGUUCACCAGCCUACCACACUAAAAUAUGAAAACUACUUCCAGUAUUACUACAAUAAACCCUACACCAGAUACGGGCCCUACCUGAUUGGGAUUCUGGCAGGGAUAAGCAUGACAACCAAGAAAGGCCACCUUUUAAAACAUCAGUGGCAGGCUGCAGUAGGUUGGUUCUGCUGCCUGUCAGUCAUGGCGAUAUUGGUAGGCUUGGCCUAUGUCCUCCGGGAUGUCCCACCCCAGCCGUCCGCGCCUCACGCCCUCUACCAGGGGAUCCAUCGCUCCCUCUGGGCCCUGGCCGUGGCCUGGAUCAUACUGGCCUGUGAGGAGGGAUAUGGAGGAUUUGUUGAUAACCUCCUGUCACUAAAUCUGUGGGUUCCUCUGUCCAACAUCAGCUUUGCCUGUUACCUGAUCCAUCCUGUUCUUAUUAUACUAUACAACGGCAAACAGGAGACUCCUAUACACUACACAGACAUGAACUUUUUCUAUCUGUUCCUGGGUCACAUGAUUCUGACGGUGGUGAUUGGCUAUGUGCUGACCGUAUUGGUGGAGAAGCCCUACCUCUUCCUCAGGGGCAGUAAGACUUAAGGACACGACCCCCUCGACCCUCCUCCUUUAGAACAUGACCCCUAGACCCUCCUCUCUACGACAUGACGCCUAGACCCUCCUCCCUACGGCAUGACCCCUAGAUCGUCCUCCUCUACGACAUGACCCCUAGACCCUCCUCCCUACGACAUGACCCCUCCUCCCUACGACAUGACCACUAGACCCUCCUCUGUACGACAUGACCCCCUAGACCCUCCUCCUCUAUGACAUGACCCCUAGACCCUCCUCCCUACGACAUGACCCCUCCUCCCUACAACAGGACCCCCUAGACCCUCCUCCUCUACGACAGGACCCCCUAGACCCUCCUCCUCUAUGACAUGACCCCUAGACCCUCCUCCCUACGACAUGACCCCUCCUCCCUACGACAGGACCCCCUAGACCCUCCUCCUCUACGACAUGACCCCUAGACCCUCCUCCCUACGACAGGACCCCUAGACCCUCCUCCUCUAUGACAUGACCCCUAGACCCUCCUCCUCUAUGACAUGACCCCUAGACCCUCCUCCUCUACAACACUCCUGUAGAUCUGAAAGGAUUGGAUAGCUGUGAGCAGUAUGGCCAUAAAUUAAAGGAAUGAUGACGACAUGACCCCUAGACCCUCCUCCCUAUGACAUGACCCCUCCUCCCUACGACAGGACCCCUAGACCCUCCUCCUCUAUGACAUGACCCCUAGACCCUCCUCCCUACGACAUGACCCCUCCUCCCUACGACAGGACCCCCUAGACCCUCCUCCCUCCGACAGGACCCCUAGACCCUCCUCCCUACGACAGGACCCCCUAGACCCUCCUCCCUACGACAUGACCCCUCCUCCUCUAUGACAUGACCCCUAGACCCUCCUCCUCUACAACACUCCUGUAGAUCUGAAAGGAUUGGAUAGCUGUGAGCAGUAUGGCCAUAAAUUAAAGGAAUGAUGACGACAUGACCCCUAGAUCCUCCUCCCUACGACAUGACCCCUCCUCCCUACGACAUGACCCCUCCUCCCUACGACAGGACCCCUCCUCCUCUACGACAUGACCCCUAGACCCUCCUCCUCUACAACACUCCUGUAGAUCUGAAAGAGCUGUGAGCAGUAUGGCCAUAUAUUAAAGGAAUGAUGACGACAUGACCCCUAGACCCUCCUCCCUACGACAUGACCCCUCCUCCCUACGACAGGACCCCUCCUCCUCUACGACAUGACCCCUAGACCCUCCUCCUCUACAACACUCCUGUAGAUCUGAAAGGAUUGGAUAGCUGUGAGCAGUAUGGCCAUAAAUUAAAGGAAUGAUGACGACAUGACCCCUAGACCCUCCUCCCUACGACAUGACCCCUCCUCCCUAUGACAUGACCCCCUAGACCCUCCUCCUCUACGACAUGAUCCCUAGACCCUCCUCCCUACGACAUGACCCCUCCUCCCUACGACAUGACCCCCUAGACCCUCCUCCUCUACGACAUGAUCCCUAGACCCUCCUCCCUACGACAUGACCCCUCCUCCCUACGACAGGACCCCUCCUCCUCUACGACAUGACCCCUAGACCCUCCUCCUCUACAACACUCCUGUAGAUCUGAAAGGAUUGGAUAGCCGUGAGCAGUAUGGCCAUAAAUUAAAGGAAUGAUGACGACAUGACCCCUAGACCCUCCUCCUCUACGACAUGACCCCUAGACCCUCCUCCUCUACAACACUCCUGUAGAUCUGAAAGGAUUGGAUAGCCGUGAGCAGUAUGGCCAUAAAUUAAAGGAAUGAUGACGACAUGACCCCCUAGACCCUCCUCCUCUACGACAUGACCCCUAGACCCUCCUCCCUACGACAUGACCCCUCCUCCCUACGACAGGACCCCCUAGACCCUCCUCCUCUACGACAUGACCCCUAGACCCUCCUCCCUACGACAUGACCCCUCCUCCCUACGACAUGAUCCCUCCUCCCUACGACAGGACCCCUAGACCCUCCUCCUCUACAACACUCCUGUAGAUCUGGAAGGAUUGGAUAGCUGUGAGCAGUAUGGCCAUAAAUUAAAGGAAUAAUGUAUGGGCUGAUUUAUAAAGAUGACUGUAUUCAUUGUAAGAUGGAAGAUGUGCGUUGUAAAUGAUUGUAUAAUUUGCCAUGUAUAAAAACUGUAACAUAAAGUCUGAACAGAGUGGUAAGUUAGAAUGUAAUACUUUCUGUGGUUAGAAUGUUUAACGCUGACUGUAGUAUUGAGGUACAAUGUUACUUGUGAAGCCAAGCAGUAUAAGAAGAGCUCUUCACGAGAUACAGUGCCUUGCGAAAGUAUUCGGCCCCCUUGAACUUUGCGACCUUUUGCCACAUUUCAGGCUUCAAACAUAAAGAUAUAGAACUGUAUUUUUUUGUGAAGAAUCAACAACAAGUGGGACACAAUCAUGAAGUGGAACAACAUUUAUUGGAUAUUUCAAACUUUUUUAACAAAUCAAAACCUGAAACAUUGGGCGUGCAAAAUUAUUCAGCCCCUUUACUUUCAGUGCAGCAAACUCUCUCCAGAAGUUCAGUGAGGAUCUCUGAAUGAUCCAAUGUUGACCUAAAUUACUAAUGAUGAUAAAUACAAUCCACCUGUGUGUAAUCAAGUCUCCGUAUAAAUGCACCUGCACUGUGAUAGUCUCAGAGGUUCAUUAAAAGCGCAGAGAGCAUCAUGAAGAACAAGGAACACACCAGGCAGGUCUGAGAUACUGUUGUGAAGAAGUUUAAAGCCGGAUUUGGAUACAAAAACAUUUCCCAAGCUUUAAACAUCCCAAGGAGCACUGUGCAAGCGAUAAUAUUGAAAUGGAAGGAGUAUCAGACCACUGCAAAUCUACCAAGACCUGGCCAUCCCUCUAAACUUUCAGCUCAUACAAGGAGAAGACUGAUCAGAGAUGCAGCCAAGAGGCCCAUGAUCACUCUGGAUGAACUGCAGAGAUCUACAGCUGAAGUGGGAGACUCUGUCCAUAGGACAACAAUCAGUCGUAUAUUGCACAAAUCUGGCCUUUAUGGAAGAGUGGCAAGAAGAAAGCCAUUUCUUAAAGAUAUCCAUAAAAAGUGUUGUUUAAAGUUUGCCACAAGCCACCUGGGAGACACACCAAACAUGUGGAAGAAUGUGCUCUGGUCAGAUGAAACCAAAAUUGAACUUUUUGGCAACAAUGCAAAACGUUAUGUUUGACGUAAAAGCAACACAGCUCAUCACCCUGAACACACCAUACCCACUGUCAAACAUGGUGGUGGCAGCAUCCUGGUUUGGGCCUGCUUUUCUUCAGCAGAGACAGGGAAGAUGGUUAAAAUUGAUGGGAAGAUGGAUGGAGCCAAAUACAGGACCAUUCUGGAAGAAAAUCUGAUGGAGUCUGCAAAAGAUCUGAGACUGGGACGGAGAUUUGUCUUCCAACAAGACAAUGAUCCAAAACAUAAAGCAAAAUCUACAAAGGAAUGGUUCAAAAAUAAACAUAUCCAGGUGUUAGAAUUGCCAAGUCAAAGUCCAGACCUGAAUCCAAUCGAGAAUCUGUGGAAAGAACUGAAAACUGCUGUUCACAAAUGCUCUCCAUCCAACCUCACUGAGCUCGAGCUGUUUUGCAAGGAGGAAUGGGAACAAAAUUUCAGUCUCUCAAUGUGCAAAACUUAUAGAGACAUACCCCAAGCGACUUACAGCUAUAAUCGCAGCAAAAGGUGGCGCUACAAAGUAUUAACUUAAGGGGGCUGAAAAAUAUUGCACGCCCAAUUUUUCAGUAUUUUUAUUUGUUAAAAAAGUUUGAAAUAUCCAAUAAAUGUCGUUCCACUUCAUGAUUGUGUCCCACUUGUUGUUGAUUCUUCACAAAAAAAUACAGUUUUAUAUCUUUAUGUUUGAAGCCUGAAAUGUGGCAAAAGGUCGCAAAGUUCAAGGGGGCCGAAUACUUUCGCAAGGCACUGUACAUAAACAUACAAAGGCCAUUACCUCAAAAGUGAGUUUACAACUAGAUCAACUUUCAAAGCAGAAUUACUUUUCCAUUGUUCCUCAAAUGCUGUGUAUGAUAAACCAUUUUGCUGAUAAA
Messenger RNA from Oncorhynchus masou masou (cherry salmon), 6071 nucleotides. RefSeq names its product O-acyltransferase like (gene oacyl). The coding region runs from base 69 to 2075 and encodes 668 amino acids. Lineage: Eukaryota; Metazoa; Chordata; Actinopteri; Salmoniformes; Salmonidae. The record is from RefSeq and is a predicted model, not a curated record. Gene Ontology annotation, molecular function: acyltransferase activity, transferring groups other than amino-acyl groups. The transcript has 15 exons.